Messenger RNA from Solanum stenotomum, 787 nucleotides. RefSeq names its product bidirectional sugar transporter SWEET4-like. The coding region runs from base 1 to 759 and encodes 252 amino acids. The transcript is spliced from 5 exons. The record is from RefSeq and is a predicted model, not a curated record. Gene Ontology annotation, molecular function: sugar transmembrane transporter activity. Gene Ontology annotation, cellular component: membrane. Gene Ontology annotation, biological process: carbohydrate transport. Lineage: Eukaryota; Viridiplantae; Streptophyta; Magnoliopsida; Solanales; Solanaceae.
AUGGUUUUAGAUAGAGAGCAUGCUCAUGUUGCUUUUGGUCUUUUUGGAAGCAUCAAUGCAUUCAUCUUGUUGCUUUCACCCUUGCCUACAUUUAUUCAUAUGUGGAAGAAGAAAUCAGUGGAGAAAUUCUCAGCAUUUCCAUACAUUGUUGCAUUCCUAAACUGUGGCCUUUGGCUUUUAUAUGGACUUCCAUGGAUUCAACAAGAAGGAAGCCUUCUUAUCAUGACCAUUAAUGGAAUUGGACUUGCCAUUGACAUGGUGUACUUGAUGCUAUUUAUGUUGUACUCUAAAAAGGAAAAAAGGAUGAAAAUUUUCCUCAUCAUCUUAAGUGAAAUUGUGUUCAUUGGUUCACUUGCCAUUCUUGUCACAACUCUUCUCCAUUGCCACAAACAAAGAACCACAAUUGUUGGUACUAUUUGCAUGGUGGCAAAUAUUUUGAUGUAUGCUUCUCCUUUGACCAUCAUGAAAUUGGUGAUACAAACCAAGAGUGUGGAGUACAUGCCCUUCUAUCUUUCCUUUUUCUCCUUUCUAUGCAGCAUAAGUUGGACUGCUUAUGCCAUCGUCCGUGUCGACUUCUACCUUCUUACAGCAAAUGUGAUGGGAGCAAUGCUGGGGCUAGCACAACUAAUGCUUUAUGCCACCUAUUACAAGUAUACUGGGAGACAGAUAGCAGAAAGACAAGCUCAAGGAAAACUGGACCUGGUUGAGAAGACAGUCUCUGGAGCGGCCCAAAAGACGAGCAACGGGGCUAGUGUUUAACUUAAUGUUUGGAAGGCCCAUAUUCUAA